AUGCGUAACUGUCAAAUAAAACUGAUGUCAUGCAGGUGGCGCAUUAAAUGCGUGGCUUAUCCGGAUAGAUCACUGAACACCGCUCACCUUAUCCACAAUAUUUCCACUUUCAAGGUUGGAGAAACGAAAGUACGAUCACGUCAGGAGCCCCUUCUUAGUGAACUGUUAAAAUUGGGUCCAAGAGAAGAAUACCAGCAAGUGCUAGAACACAUUGAUGGCCUUCAGUUCUUCUCAGAGCCAAACUACGAAUUCAUUUAUGGGACUUUACGUAAGGCAAUGAAGAAAAACGACUUGAAAGAAUUCCCUUAUGAUUGGGAGAAAGAAAGCUCGUGA
Haemonchus placei is the source of this 333-nucleotide messenger RNA. Lineage: Eukaryota; Metazoa; Nematoda; Chromadorea; Rhabditida; Trichostrongylidae. The record is from the annotation of a GenBank genome assembly.